Messenger RNA from Ceraceosorus guamensis, 771 nucleotides. RefSeq lists its product as hypothetical. Lineage: Eukaryota; Fungi; Basidiomycota; Exobasidiomycetes; Ceraceosorales; Ceraceosoraceae. The record is from RefSeq and is a predicted model, not a curated record. The transcript has a single exon. The coding region runs from base 109 to 660 and encodes 183 amino acids.
GCGAUGAUGAGCCUCUUUGGAGCCAAUAAUCUCUUUCGCGCCAAUUAAGGUCAGCCUCAUGCCAGACUUGUUGCUUGAGCCUCUUCAUUCGCUCGCUGUGGAGUGUGGAUGGAGACCCAUCGAUCGUGGAUGCGUAUCUCCAUCUGCGUGGAUGCGCUCGAGCUACUGCAGCGACCCUCAACGACACUCAAAGACUUCACAUUGUAUUUGAUUUGGGCGCAAUCGCAGACGUCUUACUCGAGACUCGGCUAUACAGCACAACGAGUAGUUACGUGUAUCUUCUCGCGCCUCAUCCAUCCACACAUCGCAACGACCAAAUCUUUGAAGUCAACCUUCACGACCCGCGCGGAGUCGAGAGUUGCCGAACGCCAAGCCCGCUCCUGCGCUGCUGCUGCAGCAGACCGCGCACAUAUGCCGGCUGGACGGAUGCGAAAACGCCGCGCGAGGUUUAGCUCGGACUUCUGCCCGGCCGGCGCCUUUCCACCACAGGCGCAGCAGAAGCGGCGAAUGUGCGGUCGGCCGAUCGAGCUCCGCAAGGUCAAGCGCGAUUUGUAUACAGUCGCGAGUCGUGCGGCCCGGUUGAGCGAGCGCUAUGUAUCCCGCGAUGUAGGUACAGGGACAGCUAGGGGUCCCUGCGGAGCGAUUCUGUCGACGCGCUGAUGACAAGGCUUCGCUUCUCUUUCCGAACCGGAGCCACCUUCGGAGACGAGCAGCUUGUUGCGCACUCACGAGUCGUGAUUGCUCUAUGGCCACCCAGCCACUUACUACUAC